AUAUUUGGAGAGCGAUUGCACUUUAACCAAAUUGGGUUUGGCUUGAAAGAAAUUAGCUGGCCAUGAAAGCAAGAAAAGCAACGUAAACGACCUUGCAAAGAGGUAGAUGGAAAGAAAGGGGUUGGGAGAGUCCAAAGACAGAAGACCCCAGUCGAUGACUCAAUUAGAAUUCACUUUUACUUAAAUGAUCGUUCAGAUAAACACUUCCGAGAGAAUCGGAGAACUAAGACGGAACCCGAGAGUUACAGAGAAUCGAAGAGAGGCUCUCUUUCUCUCUCCGAUGUCGUCUAAUCAAAACAAAUAAUGCCAACAGUCCAUGGCGGCUUGAAUCAUUAAUUUAGUUCUAUAUUCCGAGGAAAAGCAGCCGGAUCGCUCAGUGCUGCGGAACAAUUUUUUAAAAACAAUAACAAGGAAAAAUAAAAACCAAGCACGAGAAGUUGAUUUUAAACAAGAUUAGUUACUAAAACAAUUUUAUCAAGGCUAAAUAGAGUGAACUCCAAAACCAAAAACCGAAGGCUGUUCCAUAAUGAAGCAAAAAUUUCUGUUAUUGUUCCUUGCGAUAACAGUGCUGCUCCUGGCCACUGGAGUUCAGGGUCAGCACGAAGACAUUCCUUACCAACCAGUGACCAAUAUCUGCCAGACUUGUACAUGCGGCUCCAGCCAGGUUAACAAUCGGACAAACUUUAACUUGGACUGCGCGCUGCAAAAGUUCGAGCACAUCCUGGCCAGAUGGCCAGCGGAGUUUGGUAGCCAGGCGAUAGCGACUGUAGCUUCUACGGAGAUUGUGGCCACGUUCUCGGGCAACAAUAUCAAGUUGCUCCAACAGCUGCCGGCCACAAAUGCCAGCUUGACAUUCUCCUGCCGGCACUGUGGUAUCCAGGAUCUGCAGAGUCCUCUCUUCAUGGACGUCCCGAAUGUGGAGGCCCUCUACCUCAGCUGGAAUGAGCUAUCCGAUGACGCCCUAGUUCCGGAUCUCUUCAGAGGUCCUUUUCGGAACACUCGCUACGAACCUAUUGGUUUGCGUGAUCUGGACUUGAGUCACAACAAAAUUGCUCGACUGGAUCGUCGACUCUUCGAGCAUACUCCACAUUUGACCUCGUUGAAUUUGGCCUACAAUAAACUGACUCCCCUGGAUGAAGCCACCACAGCGGCCGUGGCAUCAGUAGUCACUCUGGAGCGCCUGGAUCUCUCCCACAAUGGCUUGAAGUCUCUGCCAGCGGGUCUUUUUCUAAAGUUGAAAAACCUCCGUACCCUGGAUGUAUCCGGAAAUGAGUUUACUGGGAUCCCAGCAAGUUUUCAGCAGUUGGGCAACUCGUUGGUUCAACUGAAUCUGGCUGAAAAUCCCUUUCCCAGCUUGAAGGAGAAUAGUUUCCAGGGCUUGGUUUCCUUGAAACGUCUGAACAUCAGUGGCAUGCCAUCUCUGCGAAGUCUAGAAAAGGGAGCCCUCAGAUUGCCUGCCUUGGAGCAGUUAGAUUGCUCCAGAAAUUCCAAGCUAGAGCGCUUUGAGUUGGCGGAUCUGCUAGAAAGUCGACAUUUAUUGGAGUUGGAUUUGUCCAGGAAUGCAUUAAGCGGUUUGGUUUUGAAUAUCACCAGCUCUGGCAGCAGCAAUUCUACUAAUGCCACCGGCAAUACUGAGCCCUGGUCACGUCUUCGCCGCUUGAACAUUGUCGGAAAUCCUUGGAAUUGCAACUGCGAUCUCUUCAAAACCCUAGAGACAUUAGGGAUCGCGCACAUCGAACGGGAAACAGAUGGAACAGAGGCACGCUGUGAAACCCCAUAUCUGCUGGCUGGAUCGCCGCUUUCCAAUUUGACAGCCGAACGGAUCUGCAAGAUGGUGAUACCAAAGAAGUAUCGUGAGGUGGACGAGGAGCCACCGCGAUUCCUGCGACGUCGCUAUAUCAUACUCACCGCCAUCAUAGCCAGUGUGGUGCUGGUGAUCGGCCUGGUGAUCGGAUUCGUUGUGGUUUGUGUGCGCCGACGGCUGAAGGGCAGCGAUUACGGGAUACAGCCCAUCCGGUACACCAGCGUAAGGGGUAGCAAUCUGUCGCAAAUCUCGCAGCUGCAGCCCGCCUCGGUGGCCAGUAAAUUCAAGAAUGUCCAUGCCGAGAGCAGCAGUGGGGUAACCACGGGUGCUGCCAAUGCCUAAACACGGUAUAAAAAUCCUAAUUCGGUUCCAAUUCCGAGCUAGCUGCACAAGUUUCGAGCCAAAGAUGUCCACGACAGUGUUGCGAACCCAACCGAAAAAGACUUCCUGUGCGUGCUAUCCUGUAUAUAAGUGUCCCCUGUAUUAGUUCCCACCAUUGAGCUAAUCCUCCUAAUCCUAACCCCAGUCCCCGAAACUAACCCUUUAGUAUUUAGUGCUGCCAUCGAUGUUUGUAUUGUACUUAAGUUUCGAACAUUAGUGUGUAAUAAAACAUUUUUAAAAUACAUUUCAAAGUA
Messenger RNA from Drosophila rhopaloa, 2439 nucleotides. Its product is annotated as chondroadherin. Lineage: Eukaryota; Metazoa; Arthropoda; Insecta; Diptera; Drosophilidae. The record is from RefSeq and is a predicted model, not a curated record. Bases 527 to 2146 code for a protein of 539 amino acids. Gene Ontology annotation, cellular component: plasma membrane. Gene Ontology annotation, molecular function: protein binding. The transcript has 2 exons.